Messenger RNA from Clunio marinus, 246 nucleotides. The record is from the annotation of a GenBank genome assembly. NCBI's taxonomy places the organism in Eukaryota, Metazoa, Arthropoda, Insecta, Diptera, Chironomidae.
AUGUCGAGGGCUUCAAUUUAUUUUGGAAUUUUUUUCUUUAUUUAUAUGUUUGUCGCCAUUGAUUUCGUAAGUGCUGGUGAUGGCCCUGGAGUUUUUAUUCCAUAUUGUGAGAGAAACGAGAAAGCAGAAUGCGGUGGAUUUGAAUGUCCUGAAGAAGAUUAUACAAAAAUUGUCGACAACUUCUCUCCGUGUCAACCUGGUGAUAAUCAUUGCGUUCCUUUAUGCUGUUGUGCAUUAAAACCAUAA